AAUCAUAGUUAAAACCCUUCUUAAAUCUUAUCUGAAGAUUCCAAGCUUACAAAAGCUUCUUCAUCUUCUUUUAAUAACUAUCUAUUGACCUAUAUAUACAAACAGGGCAUAAGCCAUUUUUCAUUCUUCACACUUCAUUCCUACUGCUCUCAUUCCAAUAUUACAAAACCCAAACUACCCAUCUCUCUUACCAUCUUCUAAGACUAAACAAUGUCUAUGGUGGAGGUGAGAGUUCCAAACCUUGACUGCGAAGGUUGCUCUGCAAAGAUAAAGAAAGCUCUCUUCAAGCUUGAAGGAGUGGAAGAGGUAGAGGUAGAGAUGGAGACACAAAAAAUUACAGUGAGAGGUUAUGGAGUGGAGGAGAAGAAGGUGCUCAAGGCUCUGAAACGAGCAGGGAAAGCAGCAGAGCCAUGGCCAUUUCCUAGUUAUUCUCACUACGCCUCAUUUUACAAGUACCCAACCCACAUUGCCAACCACUACUACGAAUCCCCUAGUAAUGGAGGUUCUGCUAGUGUCCAUACAUUCUUUCAUACUCCUUCCACCUAUUCAAUGGCGAUUGCUUCAGAUGAAGCCGUAGCUUCCCUCUUCAGUGAUGAAAACCCCCACGCUUGCACAAUUAUGUGAUCAUUUUUUUUUCUUCCGAAAUGGGCAUUUUUUGAGUUACAAGGCUAUGCAGAAGUUCCUUCAUUGAAUCUAUCUUAUAUUUACAUUUUCUUUUUUGGUACUCAAUAUUUACUCUGUUUUGAUCUGUGUGCUAUAGCUUUACGGUUUACCAAAACAUAUAUGCACAUUGUGAUGAUUCUGUAAGAAAAUUGAUUUAUUUACAUAAAAUAAUACAUAUAAUUUUUUAUUUUUUA
Macadamia integrifolia is the source of this 857-nucleotide messenger RNA. RefSeq names its product heavy metal-associated isoprenylated plant protein 31. The coding region runs from base 211 to 624 and encodes 137 amino acids. Gene Ontology annotation, molecular function: metal ion binding. The record is from RefSeq and is a predicted model, not a curated record. The transcript is spliced from 3 exons. NCBI's taxonomy places the organism in Eukaryota, Viridiplantae, Streptophyta, Magnoliopsida, Proteales, Proteaceae.